GCUUCUGAUCUGUUCAUGGUGGAAAGAAAAUGGGAAUAACAAAUGGAAGAAAAGAGGAGACUUCCAUGAAGACUAUCCAAAUUCUAAUUGAGGCCCUUCCACUUUCUUCCCCCAUAGAUUGCUUGCAGAAUUACCGAAGUUGAUGAUCUUUCUCUUCCACAAUGGCCGUCGCCGGAUUUUAUCGUAGAGUUCUUCCCUCUCCUCCGGCUAUAGAUUUUUCUUCUUCCGAUGGAAAGCGUCUGUUUACUGAGGCGCUUGGAGACGGAACCAUGGAAGGGUUUUUCAAGUUGAUUUCUUACUACCAAACGCAAUCGGAACCUGCUUAUUGUGGACUUGCCACCCUUGCCGUUGUCCUCAAUGCUCUUUCUAUUGAUCCUGGUAGAAAAUGGAAAGGUCCGUGGAGAUGGUUUGAUGACACUAUGCUGGACUGCUGUGAACCUUUGGCAAAGAUCAAAACUGAUGGCAUCACAUUUGGCAAGGUUGCUUGUUUGGCUCGCUGCAAUGGUGCUAAAGUGGUAUCUUUUAGGGCAAAUGAAAGCACCAUCGACGAUUUUCGCAAGUAUGUCGUGUCAUGUUCAUCUUCUGAGGAUUGUCAUGUGAUCACUUCCUACCAUAGAGGAGCUUUUAAGCAGACUGGAAGUGGCCAUUUUUCCCCAAUUGGGGGUUAUCAUACUGGAAAAGAUAUGGUUCUCAUCUUGGAUGUUGCGCGUUUCAAGUAUCCUCCUCACUGGGUUCCUCUUACCCUACUGUGGGAUGCCAUGAACACAAUUGACAGUGCAACAGGACUACCUAGAGGCUACAUGAUUUUAUCAAAGCUUCCCAGGGGACCGUCUAUUCUUUACACUCUGAGUUGUCAGCAUGACGGUUGGAAUAACAUUAUAAAAUACUUAACAGAAGAAAUUCCCCAACUUCUGAAAACAGAAGAUGUGAAAGAUGUAAGGGAAUUACUUUCUGUAGUAUUUAAAAUGCCACCUCCAAAUCUCAGACAAUUUAUCAAGUGGGUUGCAGAAGUCCGGGAGAAAGAGGAUGGGAAUGUAAAACUAAAUGCAGAGGAGAGAGGAAGACUAGCUGUCAAGGAAGAGAUAUUGGAACAACUCCGAGCGACUGAACUCUUCAAACAUGUCAAACAAUGGUUGGCAUCUGAGACACUAUGCAAAGGCUUGACAUCUUCGUUUGACAAAGAUGAAUUACAUGCAAUUGCUGCAAGUGUUUGUUGUCAAGGGGCAGAAACUUUAGGUGGGGAACAAUGCUGGGCUGAUCGAAGUUGCUGCAAAACCGAUAUCCAUCAUCUGAAUGGUGAAAAUGAGAAGGCAGCAGUGGUGGUGUCAGGGAGCGUUGUUAGUAAUGUUAGUACUAAACAAGGGGUAGAUAUGUUGGUACCUUUGUGUAAAACAGAUGAGUGUUGUUGUGAGUGGCCAUCUGUUGUUGAUGUUCUAACCAUAUUGUUGCUAUCACUGCCCCAACAUAUUUGGUCCACCGUUAAAGAAGAGAAGCUGUUGGCAGACAUUAACACACUUGUUGCAGAAAAGAACCUUCCUGCUUCGCUUCAGGAUGAGGUUCUGCACUUGAGACAACAAAUGCACCUUCUUAUGACUGAUCUCGGCUCUCAAUAAUCUUCUUCAUAUUUCAUUCGUCGGUAAUGUUGAGAAUUUAUAUUUUAUUGUGUCUGGUUGAAUUUUCAUCUCAUUUCUUGUAUAAAACUAGCUGCUAAUGAAGUUUGUGUUAGUAUUGCGCUAUA
Messenger RNA from Cucurbita pepo subsp. pepo (vegetable marrow), 1738 nucleotides. Its product is annotated as glutathione gamma-glutamylcysteinyltransferase 3-like. The record is from RefSeq and is a predicted model, not a curated record. NCBI's taxonomy places the organism in Eukaryota, Viridiplantae, Streptophyta, Magnoliopsida, Cucurbitales, Cucurbitaceae. Gene Ontology annotation, biological process: detoxification of copper ion; phytochelatin biosynthetic process; response to metal ion. Gene Ontology annotation, molecular function: metal ion binding; glutathione gamma-glutamylcysteinyltransferase activity.